UCAAGCACACCAGAUUAACUAGCCAGAUGGAGGCAUUACAUAUCCCAUAUGUUGAAGUAGGGUUAAGAAAUGCAUCCUCAAGUAUAUGGUUCCGGCUUCCAUUUGCUAGAGGAGAUUUGUGACAACACAUAUGCUUGCGGCUUGGCAGACUAGGAAGCAUGUAUUGGGAUGUGAAAAUUAAUGAUCAGCACUUCAUGGAUUUAUGGGACCUUCAAAAAGGAAGCAGUAGUACACCAUGGGGUUCUGGCAUUCGCAUAGCCAAUACAUCUGAUAUAGAUUCUCAUAUUCGAUAUGAUCCAGAUGGUGUUGUUCUGAGUUAUCGAUCUGUUAAGGCUAAUAGUAUAAAGAAACUAGUGGCUGAUAUCCAAAGGCUCUCCAAUGCAAGACUGUUUGCCCUUGGCAUGCAGAAGCUGCUUGGAGUACGAGCAGAUGAGAAGCUAGAAGAGUGUUGUACAAAUUCUAAUGUUAAAGCACCAACUGGAAUCAGAGGUGUUCCUGGGACCGCUGAUAAGUUAUCAGAGCAGAUGAGACGGGCAUUUAGAAUUGAGGCCGUUGGAUUAAUGAGCUUGUGGUUUAGUUUUGGUUCAGGGGUCUUAGCCCGCUUUGUUGUUGAGUGGGAAUCAAGUAAAGAGGGUUGCACAAUGCAUGUCUCUCUUGACCAACUUUGGCCGCACACAAAGUUGCUUGAAGAUUUUAUAAAUGGGGCUGAAGUUGCAUCCCUUCUGGAUUGUAUUCGUCUGACUGCAGGGCCCUUGCAUGCUGUUGCAGCUGCAACUCGACCUGCACGUGCGGGUCCUGUUCCAGGGGUCCCUGGGGUCAUAGCAGCUAUGUCUUCUAUCCCAAAACAGGCAAGGUACUUGACAUCAUCUCUGGGUCUCUUGCCUGGCAAUUCAGCCAUGAAUGUCAGUCAGGCUGGUUUUGUUCUUGUAGGGAACCCAGCUGCAUCUUCUGUUACAAGCAACCUUGCCAAUCAGGGCCUUCAUGGAGCUGCAAUGUUAGCUGCCGCUGGUCGUGGUGGCCCUGGCAUUGUCCAAAGCUCAUUGUUGCCCAUUGAUGUCUCUGUUGUGUUGCGUAGUCCAUACUGGAUACAAAUCAUAUAUCGCAAAAACUUUACAGUUGACACGUGCUGCUUUGCAAGAGAUUAGGUAUGGUUGCAGCCAGCGACUCCACCAAAGGGAGGCUCUUCAAUUGGAGGGUCAUUACCAUGUCCACAGUUUCAUCUUUUUAUCAUGGAGCAUGUUGCUCAAGAUCUAAAUGGAUUAGAUCUUAAUUUCACCAUUGGCCAACAGCUGGUGGGUGGACUUGAAAAUCCAAAAAUUCAAAACCCAAGUUCAGGUUUUCAAUUGUCUGCU
Carya illinoinensis is the source of this 1352-nucleotide messenger RNA. RefSeq names its product mediator of RNA polymerase II transcription subunit 14-like. The record is from RefSeq and is a predicted model, not a curated record. The coding region runs from base 159 to 1145 and encodes 328 amino acids. The transcript is spliced from 2 exons. Gene Ontology annotation, biological process: regulation of transcription by RNA polymerase II. Lineage: Eukaryota; Viridiplantae; Streptophyta; Magnoliopsida; Fagales; Juglandaceae. Gene Ontology annotation, molecular function: transcription coregulator activity. Gene Ontology annotation, cellular component: mediator complex; core mediator complex.